Messenger RNA from Polychytrium aggregatum, 2526 nucleotides. RefSeq lists its product as uncharacterized. The record is from RefSeq and is a predicted model, not a curated record. Gene Ontology annotation, molecular function: ATP binding; glycine-tRNA ligase activity. The transcript has 5 exons. The coding region runs from base 123 to 2354 and encodes 743 amino acids. Gene Ontology annotation, cellular component: mitochondrion; cytoplasm. Gene Ontology annotation, biological process: mitochondrial glycyl-tRNA aminoacylation. NCBI's taxonomy places the organism in Eukaryota, Fungi, Chytridiomycota, Chytridiomycetes, Polychytriales.
UGACGUGUGCGAUCUUAUCGCUCAUAUAUAUCCCCGUCGCCUUUUGCCCUCCCUCUCUCCCCGUCAUCUCCUGCAACCCGCCGCCUGCUGCUGCUCCUCCCACGUCCGUCCCGGCUGCCUAUAUGGUCUACCCGCUCGGCAUCCCGUACACCACCCUGCCCCAUCCAGUCUACAACUCCACCCUUGCAAACGCUCCUGCCCACGAGCCGAGCCCCCUCCCUGCCCCUCACCAGCCCAAGAUGCCCUCCGACAACGCCGACAUUGCCUCCCUGGGCAAGGACGCCCUCGAGCAGGCGCUGCUGCAGCAGGCCGAUCUGAUCAAGGGCAUGAAGGCCCAGAAGCCCGCCCCCUCCAAGGAGGAUCUGGCGCCCUUCGUCGAGCGGCUCCAGGCCCUCAAGGCUGCCCUCGCCAAGCUCGCCGAAGACACCGGCUCCAAAUUCGAUCGUGCUGUCCUCGAAUCGCUGCUGAUCAAGCGAUUCUUCUAUGCCCCCUCCUUCCAGAUCUACGGUGGCGUUGCUGGUCUCUAUGACUACGGACCGCCCGGUGCCGCUCUGCAGAACAAUAUCCUGCAGCUUUGGCGCCAGCACUUUGUUCUCGAGGAGGAUAUGCUCGAGAUCGAGUGCACCAACCUCACCCCCGAAGCCGUCUUCAAGACCUCUGGCCACGUCGACCGGUUCACGGACUGGAUGGUCCGUGACGUCAAGACCGGAGACAUCUUCCGUGCCGAUCAUCUUGUCAAGCAGAUCCUCAAGGAGCGGCUGGAGGCCAACGAUCGCCUCAAGCGUGGCGUCGUCCCGGACAAAAAGUCCAAGAAGCCUGCCGAGCCCCUGACCCCGGAGACCGUCAAGGAGUACGAAAACAUCCUCGAGCAGCUCGACAACUACUCCGGCCCCGAUCUGUGGAAGCUCAUCAACGAUCUCAACAUGAAGGCCCCCGAGACCGGCAACGACCUCAGCGAGCCCGUUCAGUUCAAUCUCAUGUUCGGCACUCAGAUCGGCCCCACCGGCAACAACCGUGGCUUCCUGCGCCCCGAGACUGCCCAGGGCCACUUUGUCAACUUCAAGAAGCUGCUCGAGUUCAACACCGACCAGAUGCCCUUCGCCUCGGCCUCGAUCGGCAAAUCCUUCCGUAACGAGAUCUCGCCCCGUGCCGGUCUGCUCCGUGUCCGUGAGUUCACCAUGGCCGAGAUCGAGCACUACGUCGACCCCACCAAGAAGGACCACCCGCGCUUCUCCGAGAUCGAGCACAUUGUCCUGCCCCUGUACUCGGCACACAACCAGAUGAACGGCGGCGGUGUCAUCCAGAUGUCUGUCGGCGAUGCUGUCCGCUCCGGCGUCAUCAACAACGAAACCCUCGGUUAUUUUGUCGCCCGCAUCUACCUGUUCCUGACGCGGAUCGGCAUCAAGCCCGACAAGCUGCGCUUCCGUCAGCACAUGUCGAACGAAAUGGCCCACUAUGCUUGCGACUGCUGGGACGCCGAAAUCCUGAACAGCUUCGGCUGGAUCGAGUGCGUUGGCUGUGCCGAUCGCUCGGCCUAUGACCUGACGGCGCACUCGAACCGCACCGGCGAGAGCCUGGUUGUCCGGGAACGGCUUCCUGAGCCCGUCACCGUCACUCGAUGGACCCUGACUGUCAACAAGCCCAAGUUCGGUCCUGCCUUCAAGAAGAAUGCCAAGUUUGUCCAGGGCUACUUUGACACGCUGAUGGUGUCUGCCACCCACUGGAACGAACAGAAGCUCCAGGAACUCGAUGUCCAGAUCAAGGCCAACGGCGGCUCUGCCACCAUCACCGGCACGGACGGUAACCCGUACGUGAUCACCACCGACCUGGUCACCAUCCAGCAAGUGACCGAAACCACCCACGUGCGCGAGUUCACUCCCAACGUCAUCGAGCCUUCAUUCGGUAUCGGCCGCAUUCUGUACUCGCUCAUCGAGCACGUCUGGUGGACCCGUGAGAACGACGAGCAGCGCCAUGUGCUCUCGUUCCCUCCCGUGAUUGCCCCGACCAAGGCGCUUGUCCUGCCCAUCAGCAAGAACGAAGAGUUUGUUCCCUUCCUCAAGGAUAUUGUGUCCUCCCUGAGACGACACGGUGUCUCCAGCAAGGUCGAUGACUCUGCCCGUGCCAUCGGCGCCCGCUACUCCCGCAACGACGAGUUGGGCACGCCGUUUGCCAUCACAGUCGACUUCCAGACCAUCAAGGACAAGACCGUCACUCUGAGAGAGCGCGAUACGCUGAAGCAGAUCCGCGAGUCCAUCCCGACCGUCACCCAAGUCAUCAGGGAUCUUGUCGAAGAAACCACAACCUGGGAGCAGGUCCUGCAGCAGUACCCGGCCUUUGAGGGCCAGGAGAUCUAGUGGCUUUCUCUCGUCUGUUGUCUGUAGCUCGGCGCUGUCGGCCCCGCCACUGCAUGUCUGGAUAUCGCACAGGCCCGGUCCCCCACUCCCCUCCAUUGCUGCGAGCUGUGUCCUGUUUUUUUUUGGAGCCCCUGUAUAUGUAUCAAUAAGAAGCCGAUAUCAUUCCCCACAU